Molecule: messenger RNA, 354 nt
Organism: Fusarium sp. VM40
Lineage: Eukaryota; Fungi; Ascomycota; Sordariomycetes; Hypocreales; Nectriaceae
Source: the annotation of a GenBank genome assembly
AUGAUCUUAUCACACCAUGGCGCAGGAGGAUCUGCUGGAGGUGGCACCGGUGGAGGAUCCACUGGUGGGACUGGAGGCGAAGGCGGUGGUGACUUAGCGGGUGGAGGAAUAGGCGGAGGAGGGGGAGGAGGCUCUGCCGGAGGUGGUGCAGGAGGAGGUUCUGCCGGAGGAACUGGUGGAGGCAAUGGCGGUGGCUCGGCUGGAGGGGUACCGGUGGAGGAUCCGCAGGCGGGUCCGAAGGAGGUAACGGAGGUGGAUCUGUCCGAGGAGGCACUGGCGGAGGUGGUGCUGGUGGCUCUGGUGGGAGUAACGGAGGAGAAUCUGCGGAAGGGGGUACUGGUGGAGGCGCUGUAG